CGCAGGUACAGGCGGCCCUGGACGGGCGCGGCGCAGUGCGGCGGGAGGAUGAGGUGGUGUGGGUUGCAGCUGCUGCUCUUGUUCGCGGCGGGCGCCGCCGUGUCUAGCGCAGUGAGAAACACUACAAAAGGAAGAAGUUUCAUUGGUCAUAAAGUUGAAACUACAAAUAAUGCCUCUGAAAAAUCCUAUGUUGUGAAUGACUUUGCAACAGAAGUCCUCACAGGAAAUCUGACUACAGUUUUCCUUCCUAUAAUCUAUAUAGCUGUGUUCAUCAUUGGCUUACCGAGCAAUGCCAUGGCACUGUGGGUCUUCUUCUUCAGAACAAACAAGAAACACCCAGCUGUGAUUUAUAUGGCAAACCUGGCACUGGCAGAUCUUCUGUUUGUUAUCUGGUUCCCUCUGAAGAUCGCAUACCAUAUAAAUGGCAACAACUGGAUCUAUGGUGAAAGACUCUGCAAAGUACUAGUUGGAUUUUUUUAUGGAAAUAUGUACUGUUCCAUUCUUUUUAUGACAUGUCUCAGCGUACAGAGAUACUGGGUCAUAGUGAAUCCUAUACUGCGCUCUAGGAAGAAGUCUGAAUUUGCACUGGGAAUUUCAGCUGCCAUAUGGAUCCUGGUUUUGCUGAGCACUGUUCCGUUGUAUGUUGUUGAUCAAACAGCAUAUAUUUCAAAUCUUAAUAUCACUACCUGUCACGAUGUGCUGCCAGAGAAUGUUCUGGCUCAUGACAUGUUUAAUUAUUUCCUUUCUCUAGCAAUUGGAGUCUUCUUGUUCCCUGCCCUUCUCACUGCUGUUGCUUACAUACUGAUGAUUAAGACUCUGAAUGCUUCCAUCACUGAUGUAAAUGCAGGGAAGAAGCGAAAAAGAGCCAUCAAGCUCAUAAUUACAGUACUAUCAAUGUAUUUGAUCUGUUUUACACCUAGUAAUGUUCUUCUUGUAGUGCACUACUUUAUGAUCAAAACCCAUGGCCAGAGCAAUGUCUAUGCAGCAUAUAUAACAGCACUUUGUCUUUCUACUUUAAACAGUUGUAUUGAUCCAUUCAUCUACUACUUUAUUUCAAAAGACUUCAGGGAUAACCUUAAAAAUGCUCUUCUCUGCAGAAGUGUGCGAACUACAAAGAGGAUGCAAGUCUCUCUCUCAUCAAGUAGAUAUCCCAAGAAAUCCAGUUCUUACUCUUCCAGCUCCAACACCACUAAGACAACGUAUUGAGUCUUUCUAGUUCUAGAAGAGUGGAUGUUUUAUUAUGAGACUCUUGGGUAUAGCAAGAAAUGUUUUUGCAAGGGAGUCUGAAGAAACCAUUUGCUGUUUGAUUCACACUGAAGCCUGAAUUUCAGAACUGGCAACUAUUUGCACCUCUGUGGACCUUGAAGUAGGAAUAUUGCCAGGCUUGUGUCAAAUGGAAGAACCGGCAAAGUUUCAUCUACUGUAAAAACAAAACAAACUCCCACCUCCCACACAACCACUAGUCAGUGGUUAUAUAUGAAGAUGGCUUUUUUUCCCUUCUAAAAACCUGACUUUUUUUUUUUAAUAGUUUAACUGCAGAAUGUUUUGAUGCCUUUUUAUAACUUUUUAAAUAUUUAAUUCUUAGUUGUUUUAUUACUUUUUUAUUAUACUAAAACAGUAGCAUUAUAGACACAGGAUAAGCAGUAUGCUUCCUUAGGGCCCCGCCUCUCUAUAUGUAAUUCCAUUGAUUUUAAUGGGAAGUUAUUGGGAGGAAAUAGAUCCUGCCCUCCAAGACAUCCAUCCAUUUGUUAUUCUUGGUAGAACUUAAUCUUACAUUGUCUACAAAACCUUCCAGUUGUGUUGCAACUAUUGAAACUGUGGCAGCCUGAUAACAUGAUGCCAUUUGAGCUGAUAAUAGUUGGUUGUCAGCUGCGCUGAGAUAAUUCUAGGUAGUUUUUCUAUGGGAAUACACACUAGGGCACACAAUCACAUAAUGCAUGGCCAGUAUGCAGAAUCAAAUGGCUUCUGUGCUAUAUAACAACAGAAUUGUGCUGUUUUAUUUCUACACAACUUUCCUUGUAUUUUUAAAUACAUCUAAUUAAGACACUUUUUGUAACA
Alligator mississippiensis (American alligator) is the source of this 2058-nucleotide messenger RNA. It is a transcript of the gene F2RL1, whose product is annotated as F2R like trypsin receptor 1. Gene Ontology annotation, molecular function: thrombin-activated receptor activity. Gene Ontology annotation, biological process: thrombin-activated receptor signaling pathway; positive regulation of Rho protein signal transduction; phospholipase C-activating G protein-coupled receptor signaling pathway. NCBI's taxonomy places the organism in Eukaryota, Metazoa, Chordata, Crocodylia, Alligatoridae. Bases 49 to 1206 code for a protein of 385 amino acids. The record is from RefSeq and is a predicted model, not a curated record. Gene Ontology annotation, cellular component: membrane. The transcript is spliced from 2 exons.